AUGAAGGUAAAGAAAAAAGGUGCAAUGUACUCAUCCAUGUCUUUAACCUCUAGAGAUCCUCACACAGUGUUAAAGCUCCUUCCUUUGACCAUACUAGCCUUAGCCUCGGCCCUUCCUGUCCAAGACCAAGAAGUCGUAGCUUACAUGAUAACAAGGUCCAUUGCCACUCCUAAAAAUCCAUCUUCGCAGAAGAAUAAAUGCAAGAAAAAGCCCUGUCAAAAGAUCCCUCUUUUUGAAUGUGGGUGUUUCGAUUGUUAUACUAGCUUUUGGUACAGAUGGGAUUCCUCUCCAAACAGAGACAUCAUUCACCAAGUCAUUGAAGCUUUUGAAGACCAUUUGGUGCAUAAAGAGUCUCCAAAGAAACAAAAUAAAGGUAAAAAGAAAGAUAAGCUACUCAUGGAUCGGUUUGUGCCUAAGAUAUCAUUUACUUUACCAGAGAAAGAGCUUGGAAACACAGAGGUAUCGAUGCCAGAGACAAAGAGCAAAUAUGCAGAGGAAGAUAAUAAAGAGUAUUGUGUAGAAGAAGAAGAGAAUAUAGAGAUGAAGGUGGUGACCGUACAAGUAGUACAGGCUCCAGAAAGUAUCCGCAAGGGUUUGGCCAGGAAAGUUUUACCGGAUGUUGUGGGUUUACUGAACUCUCGUCUUUGGAGUUUUUUUACUAGUGCCAGUAUCUAG
This is a messenger RNA of Mangifera indica (mango), 675 nucleotides long. RefSeq lists its product as uncharacterized. The transcript has a single exon. Bases 1 to 675 code for a protein of 224 amino acids. The record is from RefSeq and is a predicted model, not a curated record. NCBI's taxonomy places the organism in Eukaryota, Viridiplantae, Streptophyta, Magnoliopsida, Sapindales, Anacardiaceae.